Messenger RNA from Sclerotinia trifoliorum, 1279 nucleotides. NCBI's taxonomy places the organism in Eukaryota, Fungi, Ascomycota, Leotiomycetes, Helotiales, Sclerotiniaceae. The record is from the annotation of a GenBank genome assembly.
CAAAUGACAAGAUUUAAUUUCUGACUCGUAUGGGCUCCGGACCGACUUAACAUCCACUUGUAAAAUUUUGAAUGUGAAGGAAUUGCUUACUAGGCAUACUACAUGGUUUUGGCCAGGAGUGCAUGCCUUUAUUUCUUGGGAGCUGAGGAAGUCUACAAAGUACUUGUAUUACAAAUUUAUGCUUUAUUGCACCAUCUAGCUACUCAUUAUGCUAUUUUUCUAAGUACCAUCAAAUAUGUCAAAAUUUCCGAUGCUUGUACGACAACAUCAUGUCCUCCGAUCGCCGAUUCAAUGUGCAACAACCUCGCUUCGGCACUAAAAUCUCGGCAUGCAUAACAAGCAACACGUUGUUGGACAUUCCAGACGCAGUCUGGCAACCCAUGCUAUGACCAAACCAAGGCUUCCGCAAACUCAUUCCCGGCCUGAAGUUUCACAAAACGUAACAUGUGACAGUAUCACAGAGGAACACCCGUUAGGAACCAUGAGGCCGGUGAAAGUCAUCAGCAUUGGAGCAGGAGUUAGUGGUAUAAACAUGGCUCGAGCUUUAAAAAGAUAUGGCACCAAUAUCGAACAUGUUGUCUAUGACAAAAAUCCCGAGAUCGGCGGUACGUGGUUUGAGAACUGUUACCCCGGAUGUGCUUCGGAUGAUCCGUCUCAUAAUUAUCAAUUCUCUCAUACGCCGAAUCCAGAUUGGAGCUCGCUGUUUACACCGGCUGCGGAGAUACAGAAUUAUUUACUUGAUGUGUGUAGCAAGUAUGAGUUGAAAGAUCGUAUUAGAUUGUCCAAUAAGAUUAUUCGCGCGGAAUGGGAUGAAGGGUGUGCAGAACGGGUUUUGAGUAUUAAGAAUGAGGUCACCGGAGUGGUUUUCGAGUAUAGAUGUCAUUUUUUGCUUAAUUCUGGUGGUAUGUUCAAGUAAGUUUGAAUUCUGUGUAUGUGAGAGACAGGAUUAAUGGAUGACAGUAAUUGGAAAUGGCCAGAUAUCAAGGGUUUACAUUCUUUCAAAGGAGAUCUUGUGCAUACUGCUAAGUGGCAGAAAGAUAUAGACCUCAAGGACAAAAGGGUCGCCGUCAUUGGGAACGGUGCCUCUGGUGUGCAGGUUGUUCCAGUUUUACAACAAGGUUAGAUGUUUCCAACAAUCGUGACAAAAUGGUUUAUUUGACUUACUAAUCAUUGUUUAGAAGUUGCAAAACUUUUCCAUUUUGUCAGGAUAAAGACCUGAAUUUCUCCAAAUAGCAAGGCAGUCUCACAUGUUAUGGAGGAGUACGAACUCGAUACUGCG